Messenger RNA from Glarea lozoyensis ATCC 20868, 501 nucleotides. RefSeq names its product Ubiquitin-like protein. Gene Ontology annotation, cellular component: nucleus; cytoplasm. NCBI's taxonomy places the organism in Eukaryota, Fungi, Ascomycota, Leotiomycetes, Helotiales, Helotiaceae. The transcript is spliced from 3 exons. Gene Ontology annotation, molecular function: protein tag activity; zinc ion binding; ubiquitin protein ligase binding. The coding region runs from base 1 to 501 and encodes 166 amino acids. The record is from RefSeq and is a predicted model, not a curated record. Gene Ontology annotation, biological process: protein ubiquitination; modification-dependent protein catabolic process.
AUGGUUUCAUCCACAUCAAGUUCUCGAUCCGCAUCUCCAGAUUGCGCAGAGACAAUGCAGAUAUUCGUCAAGAAUGUGUCAGGCGAGACAAUCGCCUUGACAGUGCCUCAAGACCUCACAGUCGCCAACCUCACAACCCUCCUCUCCGUCCGCACUUCCCUCCCAUCACCAGAUCUACGUCUAGUCUACGCAGGCAAGCACCUCUCACCCUCAUCCACACUCGCGGACCACCGCAUCGCCCGCGAAUCAACAUUACAUCUCGCAUUACCCAUGCGCGGCGGUAUGCCACCCAAGAAGCUGCGUUGCACAUUCAAGGACUGCCGGGAAGGAGCCCAGCGGAUCAUCGGCGACUGCGGGUUCUGCAAUGGGCAUUUCUGCGGGAAGCACAGGUUACUUGAGGAUCACAAGUGCGAUGGGCUUGAAGACUGCAAGAAGGAGUCGCAUGAUCGCAACGCAGCGCAGCUGAACAAGGAACGAACACAGGUCAUCAAGGGCAUCUAA